This is a messenger RNA of Peronospora matthiolae, 1281 nucleotides long. NCBI's taxonomy places the organism in Eukaryota, Oomycota, Peronosporomycetes, Peronosporales, Peronosporaceae. The record is from the annotation of a GenBank genome assembly.
AUGGUCUCUGGCGAGGCGCUGCUCACUCAACUGUCGCUUCUUUUCCAGCAAGACCCGCUCAUUGAUGAAAUCGGACUGCUCUUUGGCCUCGAACCAAGUGACUUGAUGACUGAUUCGGCUUUUGUCCUGGAAAACCACAAACUUGGCGUGGCUUUUGCCGCUGGACUCGCGCUCUUUCAAGCUGCUCGCACGCAGUUUCAUCCGUUAAAUGAUCUUUUGCGACAAGAAGCGGUCCAAAUGACGCAAAUCGAAGCCCAAGGACAGCGAGAACGAGCCCAAUUGCUGUAUUGUACACGAGCUAUUCUCCUUGUGAGUGCCGACUUUUACACGGCGUGGAACACUCGGAAGUCGUUCGUGACGCGAGGAUGGCUGGACGCUCAGGAUGACAUGCAGUUUACUAAUUUGAUCUUUACACUGCACCCCAAGAGCAUUGAUACGUGGGCUCAUCGACGUUGGCUGGCUACGCGUUUGUGCUCAGCAUUAUCUUUAGAUGAUCUGCAGGAGUUUUACAAGCAACAGAUCGAGGAUUCUAGUCGACUAGCAGAUCAGAAGGCACGGAAUUACCAUGCAUGGAGCUAUCGUCACUGGAUUGUCUCGCGACUCCCGAUAGUUUUGACGGCCGAAGAACUGGAAAGGAUGGAAUAUUGGUGUCGAACGCACGUGUCCGAUCACUCGGGAUGGAACCAUCGACAACACACGCUCGACCAGCUGGUCAAUCAAAGCCAGAAUGCGAGGGAUGAAAGUAGUUCUUCAAAGACUAUGAUUUUUCUGGCCGAGUUCAAGUUCGUUUCGGAUGUCAUGGCAUCCUAUCCGACGCACGAAGCGCUAUGGUGCCAUCGACGCUACGUGAUGCAGCGUUUGCUAGAGCAAACGUCUCGAGAAGAAAUGACAGAUCCGUCUUCAUUGCUCGUGCACAUCUCUCAAGUGACAGGAAGUUUCUUGGAUGCCGAGCUAGGCUCACCAGAUGCUGCAACACUGCGAUCGUCAUGGGAUGAAACUUUGAAGAUGUUGAGCAGUGGACGAGUUCAAUGCUCUUCCAUUGCUCACGCGAUGCUGUGUGAGAUUGAUACUGCAUGGAAGUGCCAAAAUUUGUUUUCUCGGCGAUAUGCUGCUUGGUGCCUCGCACGACUUCGAGCAUUCUUGCGAGGAAGACAAAUGGUCGUAGACAAGGUUGCACACGAAGCGUUGACGCACGAGCUCAGCUUGAUGGUAUCUGGCUUACACAAACGAUUGGCACACGAAGACAGCACGCUAGAGCAUCUGUGGCACCAUUUGAAAUAA